Messenger RNA from Stegostoma tigrinum, 3463 nucleotides. It is a transcript of the gene dnaaf1, whose product is annotated as dynein axonemal assembly factor 1. Lineage: Eukaryota; Metazoa; Chordata; Chondrichthyes; Orectolobiformes; Stegostomatidae. Gene Ontology annotation, molecular function: protein binding. The coding region runs from base 574 to 3288 and encodes 904 amino acids. The record is from RefSeq and is a predicted model, not a curated record. The transcript has 20 exons.
UCUCCUUUAUCCAUCUUCGGUCCGCCUCCCCCUCUCUCCUUAUUUAUUUCCGAAACCUCAACCUUCCCCAUUUCUGAUGAACGGUCUAGGCCCGACACGUCAGCUUUUGUGCUCCUAAGAUGCCGCUUGGCCUGCUGUGUACACCCAGCUCGACACCUUGUUGUCUCGGAUUCUUCAGCAUCUGCAGUUCUCCUCAUCGCGGAUGUUUUGACUGUUUGUUAACCCGGCAACCGGCAGUGCGCAUGUGCAUGGUGAAAUGCCGGCGUUCGUUUCGGGGUGGGAACUGACAGAGAGAGGGAGAAAAAAAAGGUGCCGCGGGGCACUGUGGGUUGCUUGACGGUUUGUUUCCCCAGCAACCGGCAGCGUCCUGCGCUUCGAGAGCGACGGUUAAACACUUCUGCCAGUCCAGAGAAAACAACCCGAGUUUGGCCAGCCUUUCCAUGUUCUGUGUUUUAGUAAGGUUACUGCUGUUUCAUCUGAACUCAAUUGGAUACUGGCCCGAUCUUUGUAAUCUGUGAGGAGGACAGUGUGGAACUUCAAAAGGACCUUGACAGUUACAGAUAAUUUAUUUUGAUGCAAAUGUCAACAAUGGGAGACGGCACAGAUCAAACAGAGUUUGAGGAUUACCAGGAACCUUUGAGAAGUGAAGGAGAAGAUAAACUGCAGAAAGGUGACGUGUUGCACGAUCAGAAAGGAGCACUUUCUCUGGAGACACAUGAACUCAACUCUGCAGAGCCUCAGGAGAAAGCCAAAGACUCAGAAUCGAGCUCAGUUAUUCCAGCAUUCACUUUGUCAGCAAUGGGAGAUGGGACAGUGCAAACGGAAUCUGAGGAUCACCAGGGAACUGAGCAGCUCCCCUGCAAUGAAGAAGCAAAGCCUGUGGGAAGUGAGGGAGAAAGUAAAUUGCAGACAGGUGAACAGCUGUGUGAUCCGGAAGGAAUGGAGAGACUGGAAAUACCUGAACCCAACUUCAGAAAAUCUCAGGAACAACCCAAGGAAGAAUACAGCUCGAUUAUUCCAGUAGUCAUGAUAUCAGCAAUGGGUGAUGAUACAGUGCAAACAGACACUGAGAAUCAUCAGGAAAACAAGCAGCUCUCAAGUCAUGAGGAAACCAAUCCUGUGAGAAGUGAAGAUGAAAGUAAACUGCAGAAAGGUAACUUGCUACAUAAUCAAGAGGGAAUGGACAGCUUAGAGAUACAUGAAUUGAACUCCAGAAAACCUCAGAAGAAAGGCAAGAAGAACUCAGGAUCCAGCUCAGUUGUUCCAGCAAUUGCCUUGUCAGCAAUGGGAGAUAGGACAGUGCAAACAGAGACUGAGGAUCCCCAGGUGGCUGAGCAAACCUACUUAAAUAAAGGAACAGUCCCAUUGAGAAGUGAAGGAGAAUGUAAACUGCAGAAAGGUGACCAGCUGCAUGAUCAGGAAGGAACUAAAAGUCCAGAGCUACAUGAACUGAACACCAGGAAACCUCAGGAAAAAGCCAGGAAGGACUCCGGACCCAGAAUGACAAAGCAGUUCCUACGACAGCACUGUAAGGAGCAGAAGCUCUACCAGACACCUUACCUGAAUGACACACUCUAUUUGCACUUUAAAGGCUUCUCCUGCAUUGAGAAUCUGGAGGAGUACACUGGCCUGAGGUGCCUGUGGCUGGAGAGUAAUGGAUUGUUACGGAUUGAGAACCUGGAUGCUCAGACUGAGCUGCGUUGCCUCUUCCUGCAUCAAAACCUCAUUCAUAAAAUAGAGAACUUGGAGCCACUGCAGAAGUUGGACUCUCUCAACCUGAGCAACAACUACAUCAAAAGCAUUGAGAAUCUCUCCUGCCUGCCAGCACUCAAAACACUGCAGCUGGCUCACAACCGUUUGAGCACAGUGAAAGACAUUGAACAUCUUAAACAGUGCCCUAGCCUGAGUGUCCUUGACCUCUCGCACAACAAACUGACUGACCCUGACAUCAUCACUGUCUUUGAGGUGAUGCCUGAUCUGCACGUGUUGAAUCUGAUGGGCAAUGAAGUCAUUAGGAAAAUCUCAAACUAUAGGAAGGUUGUGACUGUGCGCUUGCAUCAUCUGACCUACCUGGAUGACAGACCAGUUUUUCCAAAAGACAGGGCAUGUGCAGAAGCCUGGGCUCGAGGUGGGUGGAAAGCUGAGAAGGAAGAGCGAAUGCAGUGGGAAACGAGCGAGCGUAAGAAGAUUCAAGACAGUCUUGAUGCUUUAUCAGCGAUCAAGAGAAAAGCUGAGGAGAAACGUAGACUUCAAGAAAUGGAAGAAAGAGGUGAAAACUCAACUUCAGAGUCCAGUGAGGCUGAGAUAAUUCCCCAUUAUUCAAGUGCCAAAAGCCAGCAAAAGAUUGAAAAGUUUGUGAAUGAUGUAGUGAAAAUCCAGGAGGAGACCGUGAAAGACCGACAGCAAAAUGCUGGAAGAAAAUCUGAGAUGGCUACUGAGAACCUGCAAAAUGGAUCCAAUACAGAUAUAGUAGACCAAGCUACUUUACCAUUGAGUUUGGACAGAGGGGGUAAUGCUGAGUUUGUGCAGUCAGAAGAAGAGAUUUUCUCACCAUCACUGGAUACUUCUGACCAGUUGCGGAGCACAGUCUUCAACAGUGAUUUUGCAGAUUUAUCAUCAAACAAGGUGCCUGCUGAGAGGGUUCUAGUGACAGAACUGGUAAAGGCAAACACCAUAGACACCAUCUGCUUAGAAGAGGAGAGGAAAUUAUGUAUUGACGAUCUACCUGACCUGGAAGAUGUAGAUGUGAGUAACUCAUCAGAACCUGAACAGACCUCAAGCUGCAAGAUCUUUCGGCCAAAGAUUGAGAUCAUUGCUGCUGGAUGUGAUGAUAGUGAGUUAGACAUGGAGGAAGAUAUAGGAGUUCUCUUACAGGAGGUUCAAGAUGAAAUAAAUGAAGAAAGUUCAGAUAAUCAAAAAGAGAAUGAAUGUGGAGAUACAACUAGCCAAAAUAAACCAAUUGGAACUUUAGACGAAAAGUGUGCGAUACAACUAACUACUAGCACAACAGGAAGCUUGUUAACGAAUGAGAGAAAUGUAGAAAUAACAACACUUGAACCGAAUAUCAGCAGCACUCCACCAGGGACGCUUGAGGAAGACCAACCUACAAGAAUACUCAUAGAGGAAAUCUCCAGCCAAUCCGUAGCUGAGAGCACAAAGCAAAUUACAUCACUGAUUCAAGGAAAUUUCACUCGUUGUGGUCCAGAAGGCGAAAAAGUUGAAGAAGAAUUAGAAGUUUUGGAGCUUGAUCAGGUUCACACUGAAGACAUUGAGUUUGGCCUGGACUGAAGAGACCAAAUAUUUAAUUGGUGAUAUUAACCAGUGAGAAAAGACUCCAGUUUACGGGAGAUUUAUUUAACAGUUGUAACUGCUUUGGUAAAUUACUGUGUUUUAAGGUGUUCUAAAAUGUGCUGUUAAGUCUAUUUUUGACUUAUUAUUUCAAUAAAUUACUUUAUUCCUUUUA